Pangasianodon hypophthalmus (striped catfish) is the source of this 4193-nucleotide messenger RNA. RefSeq names its product gliomedin (gene gldn). Gene Ontology annotation, cellular component: cell surface. The coding region runs from base 757 to 2445 and encodes 562 amino acids. Lineage: Eukaryota; Metazoa; Chordata; Actinopteri; Siluriformes; Pangasiidae. The transcript has 10 exons. Gene Ontology annotation, biological process: signal transduction. The record is from RefSeq and is a predicted model, not a curated record.
AAUAAAUAAAUAAAUCUGUUCCUUGUUUUGUUGAGCUGAGCUGCAGUGAUGAGUUGCGUGUUUCAGCCCCCGGUCAGAAUAAAGAAUUCGGCUGUGUGAAUAUAAAUCAGGUGACUGUAGAGACGAGGGGCUUCAGAAACACCAGUGAACAACAGCUGCGUUUGUGUGUCGCCUUCAGCAAACGCCUAAACUCCGUCUCACUGUCGCCCGGAGCCGCGGCAGCGUUACGGUUUGUGGGAUUCUUCACUCGGGAAAUCUUCAGAUGUGUUUUUUGUUUUUUGAAAUUAUAUGUUAAACAGAUUUAUUUUGCAUAUUGCCUACAUUUUUGGUUGAUAGCUACUACAAUUUUUUUAUUGUACUUUUUACAGGUCUUAUGAAUUUCGCCUUAAAUUUGAGAGGAUUUUUUCUGGACUUUGUCAAACAUUUAUAUCUAAAAAAAAACUUUGCCUAAUGUUUUUAAUAUAAUUGCUGAUUGUCACAGUUUUUCUUUUUAACUUUAUAUAAAUAUAGCUUUAGCUUGAAUUUGGAAAAACAUUUUUUUCCAGUGUUUUAAUUGAGUAAUUUUUCUAAACGAACUGCUCUUUUUAUUGACACAUUUUUUUUCUCCCAUAAAAAUUUUGUCUUGAAUUUGAAUCAAUAAUUUUUUUGGAUCAAUAACUUUUUAAAGCUUUUUUCAUCUUCAUUUAGUCAUUCAUCACUUUUUUCUCCACCACUUUUGCCUCAAAUUGCUGAGGAUUUUAUUUCCCGGAUCUCCAGAUGAAGAUGUCAGAGUCGUCCCUCCGGCUGUCGUGGACGUUUCACUGGACGCUGGGUAUCGUCAGCGCGCUCACGCUGCUGAACUCGGCCGGAUUUAUGCUGCUCCUUCUCCAGACCCGAGAGUUUGGAAAUCGGAUGGACGUGGUGGAGUCUCGUCUGGAGGAAAUCUCUCAGAGCUCGGUGGUGGAGUUCAUGACGGAGAUGAGCAGAAAUCAGCAGGAGAUCCAGGAAGAUCUGCAUCAAUUCUCCAGAAAUAAAAGGAGUCAGGAGCUGAAGGAAGCUCAGGCUCUGGAGCAGAAACUUCAGCUGGAACUGGAGGAGAAACUGGCCGAGGUUUCAGGAGAUGGAACUGGAGAUGAAAGGUUGAGUAACGAGGAGAAGAACGUUCAGGAUCCAGAUUUCUACCACAGGACAGUGCAGCAUGAUGGGAUGAUGAUGAUGAUGACGUACUCCAUGGUGCCGGUUAAAGUGUUGUUAGACAUCUGUAACAGCACUAAAGGACUUUGUCUCACUGGUCCUCCAGGACCACCAGGUUUGCCAGGUGUGGAUGGAAUGCCAGGAUACAACGGGACAGAUGGAAUUCCCGGUUUGCCAGGAGAACCAGGAGCACCCGGUAAACGAGGAAAAAGAGGUCCUGCAGGUGAAAAAGGUGAUCCAGGUGAGCCAGGUGUGAAAGGUGACCCGGGACCACCUGGAGAAAAGGGAGAGCCUUCUAAUGAUGUGAUUGUACUAGGUCCUCCUGGCCCCGCAGGACCCCCUGGAGCUCCAGGUCCGAUUGGCCCACCCGGGCUUCCAGGACCACCCGGACCCCCGAGACCAGCCAGAAACAGAAGCCAGAGAGCUCACCUGCACAUGGGCCACGCAGCUGAAGGUUUCAUUCAUGCUGUUUCAAAUGAUCAUGUGAUGAGUCAAGGACCAGGGAACCGGGGAAAGACCUCGAAAAACGAGUGCAUUAUAAAGUCCGUAAAGGAACCGAGGAACCUGGCGAAGAUGGCGAGUACGUUUGGAGCCUGGUUGAAAGACACAGCAGUGGAAGAUGAUGAGAAGAUCUGGGUAGCAGAACAUUUCUCAGGUCGUAUUAUAAAGGAGUUCAGCAGCAUCGCCGCCUGGCAGAACAGCAGCAGCAAGUCGAUCGACGUCAGGAAGUUUUUCCAAGGAUGCGGACAUUUAGUUCACAACAACUCCAUUUAUUACCACAUCGCCGGAACCUACAGCAUCGCCAAAUAUAAUCUUCGCACUAAGACGUUGCACACGCUGGCCAUAGAGAACGCUUUCUACCACAACCUGUCCUACCUGCUCCGGAACUCUAAGACGUACUUUAAAAUGGCGGCAGAUGAAAGCGGCUUGUGGCUCGUCUUCGCCUCGAGCGUCGACGAGAACAUCAUGGUGGCGCAACUGGACGAGAAAACGUUCUCUAUAACGACGUACAUCAACACCAGCUACCCGAGAAGCAAAGCGGGAAACGCCUUCAUCGCGUGCGGCGUCCUCUACGUCACUGAUGUUAAAGACACCAGAGUGACCUACGCCUUCGAUCUCCUCAAACAAAAGCCUCUCAACGUUAGCUUUGAUCUCUGGACUCCGGCUAGCGUGCUAUCCAUGAUGUCUUACAAUCCUAAAGACCGGCAUUUAUACGUUUGGGACAGCGGACACGUCAAAUCCUACAAGGUCCAUUUUCUUUCUGAUGACUGAUUAUGGUCAUAGAUUUAUAGAUGAGUCCAAGAGGAAUGGUUUCUUUCAAAAUUAGACUCUUCACUAAUACAGCGUUCGCGUCUAUUCCUGUUUUUCCCAAUUUUUCCAAAUUGAUUUUAUCGCAAGACGCUACUGGGGAAUACAGUAAGUUUUUUUUUUUUUCUUUCAACAAAAAACAUCACAACCAAUCAUUACAAUAGGUUGCUGAUUUUGUUGUAUUGGAAUUUUUUUUUUAAAUGCAUCUAUUUACGCAAAUGAGGCUUUGUCUAAUUAAAUAUGCGCAAUUUUGCAUACUUUAUAUGACCAAAAACUCUAAAUCUAGGAUGACGUCAGAAUUAAAAUGUUUUAUUUCACUGAAAAAUUUUUCUAGAUGUUUGUUGGAAUGUCAUUUUGUUUUUCAUUUCAUCAAGAAAAUACCAUGUUCUGUUAAAUACAAUUGUUUUUAUGCUAUUUUCAGUAUAAAAUCUAACAUAAAUCCAACAAUAAUCAACUUUUUGAGCAAUUCCUCUGUAAUUAGUUUCUGAUUAGGGCGAGGAACAAUCGUGUAAAAUGUCACGAGUGCAAUUCAAUUUGAAACUUAGGUAUUUUAAAACAAUUUUAGCAUUAUGUGGUUUAAUGUAUUUUCACACUAGGUUAGCAUGAUUCAUAAAGUUUAUAAAGAAAAUUGAUGUGUAUAUCAGAAAAACAAGCUUUUCAGAGAUAUAUGACGUUUGUCAUUGUGAAGUGGGCGGAGCUUAAAGCCUUCUUUUAAGUUGCAGAGUUUUAGAUAACGUGGUGGACUUGAGUGUACAAAAACAAAAACAGUGAAAUGAACAUUUUUCUGUUGAGUUUUGAUAUUUUUAUUGCUACACUUUAAGAGUAAACGUGAUAUAGAUGCAAUUUAUCCAGAAAUCUGACCAAAAAUCAUCAUUUCUACCUGCAGUGUCUCACCUUAAACAUCACAGACUUUUAUUUAUUUCGUACUAAUUUAAAAGUCAUUAACUGUAUUACUGAAAGGUAAUGAAAUGUUUUACAGCUACAAUGUUUUACAUUACAGCUGAAAAUAACAGCAAGUCUAAAGGGAACACAGCACUAGAACCUUCGUGGGUUGAGUCUAUAUAAUUUUCACAUCAUCAAAUCCAUAGUGUUUUCAUUACGCUUUCUAAAUUCACAUUAUUUUUUCAGGUGGGUUUCAAUGAAAACUUGCUACAAAAUGAAAUGAAAGACAUGAACAAGAUUUAGAUAGAUUUCAGUUUCAAAUUUCUCACAGCUAAACACAGAUUCUUUCUAACAAUGUAUUCUUACACAGUCUGUAAUUUUUCAUGAAAUAAAACAGAUUUUGGACUUUAUUGUACUUUACAUUAAAAUAAGAAUCUGACUGAAAUUAUGAACCCCAGUGGUUUUGGAAAUAAAUUCUUGCCUCUAAAAGUUAUAAAUUAUUUUAUCGUUUGAGUUGUGAUGUGUUCCAGUAUGAAGUACAGCACCUUUGUUUCAGAUCCUGAUCGUUCACUAACAUGGUUCGAUUUUUCCACAUUAAUGAAACGAUAAAUAUUAACCUGGAUGUUUUGUUCUUGUGAUUUAUAUUGAAUUGUACUGCAUUACAAGUCGUUUAUAUGUUACAGAUUGUAUUGCAUUGUGUUUGGCUUUCACGUUAUAGAUGAUGUUACAAAAUAUGCUGAAUAUUAAUCACUUUAUUUCAUUAUAAACAUUAUACACAUUUUUCUAACAAUUAGCAGCAACACAGUGUCACUAUUUCUAACACAAAUCUU